Molecule: messenger RNA, 519 nt
Organism: Symbiodinium sp. CCMP2456
Lineage: Eukaryota; Dinophyceae; Suessiales; Symbiodiniaceae
Source: the annotation of a GenBank genome assembly
AUGGCAAUCGACUUUUCCUUAUACGUCAGCAAAAGGAAUGCGCCCUACAUCAUCUGGACCGUCAUCGCGAUAGUCUGCGCCCUCUUCUUCCUCGUCUCGAACCGUGCCCCGAAGAAGAGCAGCGGUGAGCCCUCGAAGCCCCGGCAAGAGCGGCAGCGCAAGCGGGUGAGCGUCUCCUUGGACGGCCUGCUGCUGGCUCUUCAGGACAACCGGACGGCCGUUGCUAACUUCUUGGAGCUCUGCAAGAGCUGCGAGGUUUUCCCAAUCGCGCUAGCGGGCAGCGAUGCCAAGGAGGAGGAGGUCUCUGAGAGCCUGGAAGCUUUUGGUGCCUUCGCCGCCGGUCUCAGGAGGCAUCGGCUGAUGUUCUCGAGCACCUGCGAGGGCCGGGCCUCCAUGGUGAGACAGCUGCAGCCGGACCUCCACCUCGAGGCGGCGCCCGAAGUCGCCGAGGCCUUGCUCGACAAGGUGCCAGAGGUGCGCCUCGUGGAUGCGAUCCCGAAGGCCCAGGAGGUCCUGUGA